AUGAACAAAAAAAUGUCCCAUGAAAAUGAAGCAAAAGUGCCCCGUUUCAAUCCCACUGACGUUGGCCUUCCACCGGAGUUUGUGCUCACCGAUUACACACGUCUCAAGGGCUGUAGCUGCAAACUGCCGCAGCCCAAACUUUUGGCUCUGCUUCGUGCAGUCUCCACGACGCCAGGGCAGAAAGACGUUGGUAUGGAUUGCAGCGUUGUGCAGCUUUUACAGAAGAAUGAACGUGGAGCUCCCCUGUUUAUGGUGUCUACCACAGAUUUCUUUUUUCCAAGUGUUGAGGAUCCAUACUUACAGGGUCAAAUUGCUGCUUCCAACGUCCUUUCUGAUUUAUAUAGCAUGGGGAUUGAUCGUUGUGAUACCGUUCUGAUGAUGUUGGCUGCAAGCACAGAAAUGGAUGAGGUGGAGCGUGAGAUAUCGACACGAGAAAUAAUGAAGGGUUUUGUUGAUCAAGUCCGUCUGGCAGGGUCCGACGUGACCGGUGGCCAAACCGUCAUGAAUCCAUGGCCUCUUAUUGGCGGCGUUGCAACGAGUGUCGUGACGGAGCUUGAAAUGGUAAGACCAACCGGGCUUUGCAUUGGUGACGUGCUUGUACUGACAAAACCACUUGGGAACCAAGUUGCUGUGAAUCUCAAGCAGUGGGUGCGUCGACCAUCACCCAUUUAUUUGGAAACAAUCCAGGGGAAAAUGACUACGGAAGAGGUGGAAGAACUGUACAAUGCCGCGACAGAUAGUAUGAAACGUUUGAACCGCAACGCGGCAAGGUUGAUGCGAAGGCACGGUGCUCAUGGCGCUACGGAUGUCACGGGGUUUGGUAUUCUUGGGCACGCACACAACCUUGCGGUGGCGCAGGAGAAAGAAGUGUGCCUGUUGUUGGAGGCACUUCCUAUUUACAAGGGGGCUUUAAAGGCAUCGAAACUUAUGUCUGAUAAAUAUCAACUGCUUAAAGGCUAUUCAGCAGAAACCAGCGGGGGGUUACUUGUGGCAUUUGGAGAUCUUUGCACAGCAGAGCGAUACAUAAAAGAAAUUUGCGAAGUCGACAGAGAACCAGCAUGGGUGGUUGGAUCUGUUAUAGCACACUGUGGCGAUGGCUCUCCACAUGCGAAGCUUCAGGAUGGGUACGAAAUUAUCGAGGUCUAA
Molecule: messenger RNA, 1146 nt
Organism: Trypanosoma cruzi
Lineage: Eukaryota; Euglenozoa; Kinetoplastea; Trypanosomatida; Trypanosomatidae
Product: selenophosphate synthetase, putative
Exons: 1
Coding region: 1-1146 (381 amino acids)
Biological process (GO): L-selenocysteine biosynthetic process
Cellular component (GO): cytoplasm
Molecular function (GO): ATP binding; selenide, water dikinase activity
Source: RefSeq, a predicted model, not a curated record